Molecule: messenger RNA, 976 nt
Organism: Carlito syrichta (Philippine tarsier)
Lineage: Eukaryota; Metazoa; Chordata; Mammalia; Primates; Tarsiidae
Gene: DEPTOR
Product: DEP domain containing MTOR interacting protein
Exons: 7
Biological process (GO): negative regulation of TOR signaling; intracellular signal transduction
Molecular function (GO): protein binding
Source: RefSeq, a predicted model, not a curated record
GCUCAGGCUGCAUGAAGAAAAGGUUAUUAAGGAUAGACGGCAUCAUCUCAAAACCUACCCAAACUGUUUUGUUGCCAAAGAACUGAUUGACUGGCUGAUUGAGCACAAAGAGGCAUCCGACAGAGAGACGGCAAUUAAACUCAUGCAGAAGCUGGCAGACCGUGGCAUCGUUCAUCACGUGUGUGAUGAGCACAAGGAGUUCAAGGACGUCAAGCUCUUCUACCGCUUCAGGAAGGACGAUGGCACCUUUCCGCUGGACAGCGAGGUGAAGGCCUUCAUGAGAGGACAGCGGCUGUACGAGAAGCUGAUGAGCCCCGACAGCACACUCCUGCAGGCCCGGGAGGAGGAGGGCGUGCGCUACGAGCGCACCUUCAUGGCCUCCGCGUUCCUGGACUGGCUGGUGCAGGAAGGCGAGGCCACCACGCGGCAAGAGGCAGAGCAGCUGUGCCGGCGUCUGGUGGAGCACAGCAUCAUCCAGCACGUAUCCAACAAGCACCCGUUCGUGGACAGCAACCUCCUCUACCAGUUCAGGAUGAAUUUCCGGCGCCGCCGGCGGCUGAUGGAGCUGCUCAGCGAGAAGUCCCCGUCCUCCCAGGAGGCGCACGACAGCCCUUUCUGCCUGCGGCGGCAGAGCCAGGACCGCCGCAAGUCCGCCAGCUUUAUGUCGGUGAGCCCCAGCCAGGAGGUCAAGGCCGCAUCCGUGGGGCGGAGGAGCAGUGUGAGCAGCAGUGGCAGUGGCUACUUCAGCAGCAGCCCCCCGCUCGGCAGCAGCCCCCCCGUGCUCUGCAACCCCAAGUCCGUGCUGAAGAGGCCCGUCACGGCAGAGGAGCUGCUGACCCCCGGGGCCCCGUAUGCCAGGAAGACCUUCACGAUCGUCGGCGACGCGGUGGGCUGGGGCUUUGUGGUGCGAGGGAGUAAGCCCUGCCACAUCCAGGCUGUGGACCCCAGCGGCCCGGCUGCCGCCGCCGGAAUGAAG